Molecule: messenger RNA, 1250 nt
Organism: Aspergillus pseudonomiae
Lineage: Eukaryota; Fungi; Ascomycota; Eurotiomycetes; Eurotiales; Aspergillaceae
Product: spermidine synthase
Exons: 5
Coding region: 102-980 (292 amino acids)
Biological process (GO): spermidine biosynthetic process
Cellular component (GO): cytosol
Molecular function (GO): spermidine synthase activity
Source: RefSeq, a predicted model, not a curated record
CUUCUCUCCUCUUCUCCUCCUUCUCUUCUUCCCUCUCUCGACGUUUACCUUCUCGUGCUUCUCAUACCCUUUUUCGUUCGCACUUCUCCCACUCCAUCACCAUGUCCGAGAUAACUCACCCCACUAUCAAGGAUGGCUGGUUCUCCGAGCAGUCCAGCAUGUGGCCUGGUCAGGCCAUGAACCUCAAGGUCAACCAGAUCCUGCACCACGAGAAGUCCAAGUACCAGGAUGUCCUCAUCUUCGAGAGCAGUGACUACGGCACUGUCCUCGUCCUGGACAAUGUCAUCCAGUGCACUGAGCGCGAUGAGUUCUCCUACCAGGAGAUGAUCACCCACCUCGCCAUGAACUCUCACCCCAACCCCAAGAAGGUCCUGGUCAUCGGUGGUGGAGAUGGCGGUGUCCUCCGUGAGGUCGUCAAGCACGAGACCGUCGAGGAGGCCAUUCUGUGCGAUAUCGAUGAGGCCGUCAUCCGUCUCUCUAAGAAGUACCUCCCCGGCAUGAGCAUCGGCUUCCAGCACCCUAACGUCAAGACCCACGUCGGUGAUGGCUUCGAGUUCCUCAAGAACCACAAGAACGAGUUCGACGUCAUCAUCACUGACAGCUCCGACCCUGAGGGUCCUGCCGAGAGCCUCUUCCAGAAGCCCUACUUUGAGCUCCUGCGCGAUGCGCUCCGUGAGGGAGGUGUCAUCACCACACAAGCCGAGAACCAAUGGCUGCACCUUUCUCUGAUCACCGACCUCAAGAAGGCCUGCAAGGAGGUCUUCCCCGUCGCCGAAUACGCCUACACCACCAUCCCCACCUACCCCUCCGGCCAGAUUGGCUUCAUGGUCUGCUGCAAGGACGCUACCCGCAACGUUCGCGAGCCCGUCCGCAAGUGGUCUGCCGAGGAGGAGGAGCGUCUCUGCCGCUAUUACAACCAGGAUAUCCACCGGGCUAGCUUCGUUCUGCCCAACUUUGCCCGUAAGGCUCUGAACAACUAGAUUGAUAUUGGUCCUUUGCACCCUUUGAAUGAAAUCUGUUUGGGGCGGACGCUGUUUUCCAUCUAGAGGCGCCAUGGUGGCGGAUAAUCGAUGAUGAUUUGAUGAUGAUGAAUACAACAAGGGUUUUUUCUCUUUGUUCUUCUUUGUCUUUAUUACAUUUUCCCUCCUUUGUGAUGAUGUCUUCCUCGUGUUCUACAGAGACGGGCAGCAUUGUCCGUGGCAUACAGCAAUAAAGGAUAAAAAGUAUUUUUGUAUGAAGUAGUGUGCUGC